Messenger RNA from Suillus subaureus, 877 nucleotides. RefSeq lists its product as uncharacterized. NCBI's taxonomy places the organism in Eukaryota, Fungi, Basidiomycota, Agaricomycetes, Boletales, Suillaceae. Bases 127 to 762 code for a protein of 211 amino acids. The record is from RefSeq and is a predicted model, not a curated record. The transcript has a single exon.
GCAGAGCAACUACGCGCACGCGCGCGUUUCUGACCAAUCCCUUUUCUACGGAGAGGUUUCGUUGAAUGGCGCAAAUGUAAUUCUGUUUGUGAUCCAGGCAAUGAGGUAUUCCAGGAUGAGUCGGGUAUGUGUUCUGGUGCAUAUAAUGGAGUGUGCUCGGCUUCAUUCGGGCCAUCUGAACCAAAGCAAGAUUCUAUGUUGUCUCGUGAGUGGAGUGUGUGCUCGAUAUCUGUUCGCCAUACUUCGAAAAUCGCCCGGCAAUUUGUCCAGAAUUUUGUCGUCGAAUUCAUCAACAUAGACGUUUUGUUGAAGACAGGCUUCAGCGUCUUCGAGGACAUGUGGUGGGAAGAGGAAGUUAAUGGUAUCGUCGAAGUUGGUAGUCGCUGCUAUGAGUGCGAUAUUCUAUCGAUUUCCGGAGCAGUCUUCUCCGAUGCGAUUUACGAAUGUCGUCAAUUGCAGCCCUCAAUUUGCGGAUCAUCCAUGCUACGGAUUGCAGUGUUGAGACUCAAAAUCCGCAUGCCUGGCCAUAGCGCCGAUGAUUUCACUGAUGCUGCCAAAGUUGUUGUCUCUCCUGCUCCACUGACAACGGGACCUGCCUGCCGAAAAUCUCCUAAUCCUACAAAUGGUAUUCCGAUAUAUUCCGUCUUCAGCAGAAGGAGUGUUGGAACUUGGCACCAGCUUCCGCUCACUCCAGCAUGUGCUAGCACGAUGCCGCCAAGUGAUGGGCUUUCCCUGUUUGAUGUAUACGUCGCACUCUCUUGAAGACAUGGUGGAGAGGAUAUACGUCUUCUACAUGAUUUUGACGAGAAGUUGCUAACAACUCACCCAAGUGAAUAUCCUUGUAUUGAAGACCAAUGGACUUGACCAGAUAACGGAG